UAUCCUUUUACCCGUCAAAUUUAAAUCUUGAAAUAAAAUAAUCAAGAAAUAAUGUCACCUAACAAGAUUAGAAUCAGCCAAGUUAGCCUUUCGAAAAUUUUCGAGACAGAAAUCAAUAUUAACAUUAAUUGAUCAUUUUUGGUUCAUUGCUAUGGUAACAUUUGUGUACGUUAUCAUAUCUUAUUGAAAAUGUUCAUGGUAAAUUUUUGAUAGUUUAAUUGGUAAUCAUUUGCAACUUGGUGAUCAACUUAUUUUUGAUUGUUAACCAAUUGGUGAAACAUGAAAAUAAAACAUGAUAGAAGUCUCUUGGCACCUGAUUUGACUAAUAUUUUAUCCCGAGUCGAGCUCAUUUCUUGGUCACCAAAUGGAUCUAAAAUUGCUGUAUGCUUGUCAUCAAGUAACCAGAUCAACUUAUUCGAUGGAUCAACUUUUGAAAGAAAAGAUAAAUUCACUUUAAGAUCAGUCGAGAAAAGCUUUUCCAAAAAAUCAUUUGUCGUUAAAGGACUCAGCUUUUCCCCUGAUUCAACCAAGCUCGCUAUUGGUCAAACUGAUUGUGUUAUUUACGUUUACCGUCUAGGAGAUUCAUGGGAAGACAAGAAAUCAAUUGUUGGACGGUAUUUACUUCAAAGUCCAGUUACAUGUCUACAAUGGCACACUUCAGGAAUUACAUUUGGAAUUGCUGAAGGCAAGGUUAAAUUGAUACCCAACAAUUCAAAUCGAAUGUCCACUUUGAUAUCAACAAACUCUAUGGUCAUUUCUUUAUCAAUAUCUGGAGAUACAAUUGUCGCUGGUUUUCUCAAUGGAUCCAUUUUCACAUCAACAAUUGGUUCUCGUGAAUCUGGUGGCUACCAAAUAGCUAGUCAUUCCUGUCCACCCUUUGGAUUAACACUAACCCAUUCUGGUUAUAUUGUUGCCGCUGGUUGUGAUGGUAAAAUUGCCUUUCAUUUGACAUCUGGUUAUCCUUCACGCAAUGUUACCAAUAAACAAAUCAUCGAGUUUGGCUCUGAACUGACUUGUGCUUCAGCCUUUCCUUCAGGAAACUCAGUUUUACUAACAUCCACUGAUAAAAUGGUUAUGUUUAAUCUUGAAUCUCAUCUUUGGCGUUUAAAUCAAACUAUACAAUUAGCUGGGACUCAUUUGAUUACCGCAGCCUACAUAACCAAAGAUGGAACCAGAAUGUUGAUUGGUUCUGUUACUGGUUCAGUUGAUUUAUUCACAUCUCAAUGGAAGAAGAAGCUUAUUGGUGAUAAAUUUGAAGUAAAUUAUGUUGGAUUGAGUCAAAUUGUGUUUAAAAAUUUAGACAAUGGACUGACAAACGUAUUUAGAUCCGACCAUGAGAUUCGUGAUGUCAGAAUAAUAAGAGAUUCUUAUGCUGUUGUUUGGACUUCAGGCAGCCUAAUAUUGGCUACUUUAGGGACGACAUCCAAAUCAUCUGAAAUUGAAUGGCCUGGACUAACAAACAGUGGGUUUAAAUUUUCUUUUGACUAUGAAAAUGUGGCUCUAAUUUAUGCUGCUGGCGAGUUAUUUAUUGUUGAGCUUGGCGUAAAUCAGCUAUUAGCAUCAGUUAGAACUGAUCAUGUUAAUCCUCAUUUAAUGAGUGUUCGUCUCAAUGAACGAAAGUCAGGAGCCAAAGUGUUAGCCUAUCUUCUUGACUUGAAGACAAUUGCUAUUGUUGACUUGAUCUCAGGCCUACAAAUUUGUACUUGGUCACAUGAAGAUAAAAUUGAUUGGUUGGAGUUGAACGAGACUACCAAACGUUUACUCUUUCGAGAUAAACAACUUCGACUUCAUUUACUCGACAUUCUUGCCCAAGAGUCGACCGUUUUGCUCAAUUUCUGUGGCUUUGUUCAAUGGGUUCCUGGAAGUGAUGUUGUUGUCGCUCAGGCAAGAGAUAAAGUAUAUGUUUGGUACGACUUCAGUCGUCCGGUUAUUCACGAUAUUCCUGGUGAUUCAAAAGCUGAAGUAAUGUCGAUUGAGAGAGAAGGUGGACUUUCAAGGGUGACCUUUACUGGCAACAUUCCUGACAUUAUAUUAGACGAUGUGCUGCUUGAAUUUGAUACAGCACUUGAAGAUGGUGAUUUACGGCGAGCAAUGUCUUUUCUUGAAACCUGUGAAUUAUCUCCUGAAUCUGAAGCAAUGUGGAAACAAUUAGCCAACGUUGCUCUUCAAUCUUCUGACAUUUCAGUCGCUGAACGAGCCUAUGCAGCAAUUGGUGAUGUCACUCGAGCCUCAUUUUUCCGUCAAUGUUUUGAUAAUCAAAGUAAACUCGCUUUACUUGAAGGUGACUGGAGUAACUUUGAAUCAAACAACUUUGAUGAUGUGAUUGAAACAUACGUAACUUUACACAAGUGGGAUAAAGCUAUUGAAUUGGCCGCCAGGAUGGGUCGAAUCGAUGUUAAAGACUCGUUAGAGACUCGUUACCUCGAUUAUCUCAGUGAAACUGAUCAACAAGCUGAAGCUGGUCGUUUAAUGGAAAAGAAAGGCCACUAUGAAGAGGCCAUUAAACUCUAUUUAAGAUCAGGCUGGCCUUUUCAAGCUGCUGCUUUGUUGUUUGAUAUGGCAGUCAAAAAACCAUUAAAUAUCAAGCGCAAUCUCCUCGAAGAACUGGUCGCUGAACUUAAGGAUGCUCAAUUUUAUGAAGAGGCUGGACGAUUGUGUGAAAUGGCACCACUUUCUGAUCCUAAUGCUGCAUAUGAACUUUAUCUUACUGGAAAUUGUUUUGGUCGAGCAAUCGACUUGGCUCGUCGUGAAUUUCCCGAAGAAGUUGUUAAUCUUGAAGCCAAAUAUGGAGAUUGGCUGAUGAAUUCAGCUCGAGACCCAGCUGGAGCUAUUAAUCACUACAUUGAAGCUGGACAGAAUGAUAAAGCGCUGAAAGCUGCUGUUGAAGCUGGUCAAUUUGAAAAGGCGGCCGAGAUUGUUCCCAGCUUAGAUGUGAUUCCAUCUGAGCUUGGUCGCUCUAUUGCUGAACAUUAUGCAUCUAGUGGGCAAAUUGACGCCGCUCAAGAAAUAUAUUUAACCUGUGGAUUGAUUGAAGAGGCCGUUUCAUUGCUUAAUAAAGCUGGACAAUUCAGCAGAGCGUACCGAUUAGCUAAAAAUUAUAUGUCAGGGGAAGCAGCUCGUGAAAUGUAUGAAAAUAUUGCUCGAUCAAUGGAAGGAGAAGGCAAAUACCGAGAAGCUGAACGAAUCUACAUUACAUGUGAUGAUGUCGACUCAGCCAUAUCCAUGUACAAAGCAGCGCGUCAAUAUGAUUCAAUGAUUAGAUUGGUUAAACAGUAUCAUCCAGAUCUUCUUAACGAUACUCAUCUGCAUUUAGCCAAAGAGCUGGAAAAUGAAGGGUUACAUGCUCAAGCUGAAGGGCAUUAUGUUGCUGCAGGUGAAUGGAAAAACGCUGUUAGAAUGUAUAAAAAUGCCAAUAAAUGGGAAGACGCUUACAGAGUGGCUCGAUCUUAUGGUGGAGCUGUUCCUGCCAAGCAAGUUGCCUUUUUAUGGGCUAAAAGCCUAUCAGAUUCCGAGUCUGCUGUUAAACUAUUGACAAGAUUUGGUUUACUCAACCAAGUCAUUGAUUAUGCUGUUGAAUGUAAUGCAUUUGAGUUUGCCAUUUCCUUGGUAACUAAUGCUGGUCCUGAAAUGAAACACAAAUUAACUGAUGUUCGCCUAAAGUACGCUUUAUGGUUGGAGGAUGAAGGUCGAUACGAUGAAGCUGAAGCUCUUUUCUUGGCUGCCAAUAAACCGAGAGAAGCCGUUUUAAUGUAUCUUCAUGCCAAAUCAUUUUCAGAUGCUUUAAGGGUUGCUGAGCAAUAUGUUAAAGAUGAAAACGUCGUUUCUGGUGUUCUUGUUGCUGAAUCUAAAAGCUUAUUGGAACGACCGGGAGGAACAUCAAUUGAAACAAUGAUGAAAGCCGAGUCAUUGUUGUUAAGAGCUGGUCGAAUUGAGUUGGCUGUCAAAAUGUACAAAGACAUGGAAAUGUGGGACGAAGCUUUGCGAGUUUGUGAACAAUAUUCACCAGUUUUAAUCGAUUCAGUUAAGCGUGACAUGAUUUUAUCUGGUAAUCGUUCAUCAGCAUCUAUGGCCGACUUUCGCUCGGUUGAAUCGGGUUCAACAAAUGGUUCAAGACUUCGUGGUUCAGUUGCAUCCAGAGGUUCUCCAGCAACUUCCCGAUCAGGCAGCAUAUCUGUACCAAUAACACCUUCUGAGUCUUACAAGCGAGAUUUAAAAUCUGAUUUGGAAGCGGCUGAAGCUGCUAACGAUAAGGAAAAUAUUGUCCGAUAUUGUUUACUUUUAGUUUCCCAGUUGGUUGGUAAAAAGUCAUUUGAUGAGGCAGUUAGGUUAAUCAAUAAGUAUCCCGUUGUAUUGGCAACACCCGAAAGCAGAACUCUUUUAAUCCGAAUAGCCAAUGAUUUGAUGGCCUUUGAAUUGCCCGAUGAACCAGACAGUUCAACCUGGAAAAAUCUUCGCAAUGCGUUGUCAAGUCAUCUUUCAACAUCCAAUGGAACAGCUGAUGAUGCCUCUAUUGAUAAAUAUCUAUUGAUUACACAUUAUUUGGUUUUACGUCGAGCGCUGACAAAUUUGGCCGAUUUUAAUGGAGUCUCUGAUUUACUCUGUAAAUUGACUGUUUCACUUGUCCGUUAUACUGAUGUCCUUCGGGUUGAUAAAUUUUUUUACGAAGCUGGAUUGGCUGCUAAGGAGAAUGGACGUCUAGAUAUGGCUUUCAUUUUUUGGAACCAUUUUCUUGAUUUGAUUGAUGCCAUUGAAGAGGGUGAUGUUAAUGUUGAUCAUUCUGAUUUUGAAGCGACUGACAUUCCAUCAGAGGUUCCUUUACCAUCAACACCAUACUCUAUUGAGGGUCAGCCUAAUCUAAUAGAAGACGUUAAAAGCUGGAUUCUUCAAGUUUCAAUGGAUUCCAAGAUUUCUCAUAAUCUUCCAGUUGAUCCAUAUUGGGGUAAUGUUUAUGAAGCUUCAUUGGUCAAUACAGAUGGAACUAGAUGUUUACCUUGUCUAGUUACUGGAUAUCCAGUUCAUAAGCACAAGAUUCUUGAAUUGAAACCCAACAAAUAUGCAGCCAAUAAAGAUGAUUGGAACAAGUUACUAAUGAUUACCAAGGUUUCAGGGAGUGAUGAGUUGAAAGAGAUACUUCUUUUCAUUGGAAAGCUCUGUGGAAAUGCAACUGUUGCUCGAUUCACGUUUCAGUAAAAAGUUGUCAGUUAUUAUCAGCUGUUGUAAACAUUGUAUAUUGUAUUGUUCCUUGGUAAUAUAAUCAAUUUAGAGAAUAAUCAAUUUCUUAAUUGAUUCAAAAUGAAAGUCUUUAACUGUGCCCCGAUUUUUCAUUAACUUGCAAUCAUUUGGUUUCAACUAACCUUCAAAAUUUUAUUCAAAUAAACUUUGAAAGGUUUAUAAUGGAUCGAAAGCUUUUCUGAUCAUAUAAAUUGGCUCCUCGUCAAAUGAACAGUACAGCUAGGAUGAACCAAAGAGUAAUACAACUAGUAUUACUCUUUGGGAUGAACAAUGAUCAAAAAACAAGUAAAUUAGAAAGAUUUUUUAGCAAGUCCAAAUAAAGCAACCAUAAGUUAGAACUUUGAAAUCUGCAACAAAAAUCCCGAAAUGAAAGAUUAUAAGAAGAUCAUCGAUUGAAUAAAAGAUCAUGACAUGGCGAUUUCAGCCGGUACUUGUAUGUUCUCGAUCCUCAUGUUGAAAGCAAUUGAACCAAAAGGACGAAAGUCUCAAAAAGAUCUUAAUGUAUUGUAACCAACUAAACUCAGAGGUUGAAUGAUUCUCUCGAGUUAUUGUAUUUGUUUUGUAAAUUGACGUUCUUCAUCCUUUACGUGUAACCAUAAAAUGUUCAGUGAGCUUUGUCUCCUCUCAAUCACUGUCUAAUACUCCAAUUGAUGACUCCAAAUAAACCAAAAAUACAUAUCUAAA
Molecule: messenger RNA, 5916 nt
Organism: Tetranychus urticae (two-spotted spider mite)
Lineage: Eukaryota; Metazoa; Arthropoda; Arachnida; Trombidiformes; Tetranychidae
Gene: Oseg2
Product: intraflagellar transport protein Oseg2
Biological process (GO): intraciliary transport
Cellular component (GO): axoneme; intraciliary transport particle B; ciliary basal body
Molecular function (GO): protein binding
Source: RefSeq, a predicted model, not a curated record